AUGGCUUCUAUUUACAUUAUCACCAUCUUUCUCCUCUUUUCCACUGCAUCUUAUGCCUCUAGUCUCACUAUGAGACCACUACAUCAACGUCGUGCAUGGAUUGAGUCAGAGGAUGCAUUGUCGAAGGGCUUUCAUAUUGCUGACAUAGUUGUUGCUGCAGAUGGAACUGGAAAUUUCACUAGAGUGGUUGAUGCGGUGUUGUCCGCACCUUUGCGCAGCACGAGACGUUUCAUCAUACACGUGAAAAAGGGGGUUUAUAAUGAACACGUUGUUGUUGGUGAUGAUAAAUGGAACAUUGUUAUGAUUGGAGAUGGCAUGGAUGCCACAAUCAGCACUGGUAAUUUGAGUGAGGGUCAUGACCAUGUGGGUACCUACAAUUCAUCUACCUUUAGUGUCUUAGGAAGAAGAUUUAUUGCACAAUACAUGUCUUUUGAGAAUACUGCAGGGGCGCUAAACGGGCAAGCUGUGGCUUUAUUAUCAGCCUCAAACCAAUCUGUCUUCUACCGAUGUGGAAUUUCCGGCUACCAGGACAGUUUGUGGGCCGACUCCGGUCUCCAAUACUAUAGGGAAUGUAAAAUCCGUGGCAGUGCGGAUUUUAUAUUUGGCAGAGCCGCUGCCGUGUUUCAGUACUGUCAAAUAUUGGUUAGAAAAGGGUCAACCAACCAGAACCCCAUCGCGGCCCAAGGUGGACCAUACGAUAACAAAACAACUUUUGGUUUCACCUUCCAGUUUUGCAACAUCUCAGCUGAUUUGGAUCUUAUUCCAUACCUUGGCUCGAUUCGGACGUAUCUGGGAAGGCCUUGGCAGAAUUACUCCAAAACCAUCUUCAUGGAAUGUCAAAUAAGUGAGGUGGUAGAUCCUGAAGGAUGGCUGAAGUGGGGUGGCACCGACCAUGCUCAAGAUACACUUUUCUAUGCGGAAUAUAAGAAUUAUGGGUUAGGAGCUGGAGUACAGAAACGGGUUAAGUGGCCAGGGUACCAUGUUUUUACUGAUCCUAAACAGGCCUUAAACUUCACGGUUGCGCAUUUGAUUUCUGGAUAUUAUUGGUUACCAUCAACCGGGAUACCUUUCACUCCUUACUUUGGAUGA
Molecule: messenger RNA, 1089 nt
Organism: Lathyrus sativus (Indian pea)
Lineage: Eukaryota; Viridiplantae; Streptophyta; Magnoliopsida; Fabales; Fabaceae
Source: the annotation of a GenBank genome assembly